Molecule: messenger RNA, 468 nt
Organism: Rhodotorula graminis WP1
Lineage: Eukaryota; Fungi; Basidiomycota; Microbotryomycetes; Sporidiobolales; Sporidiobolaceae
Exons: 2
Coding region: 1-468 (155 amino acids)
Biological process (GO): mitochondrial translation
Cellular component (GO): ribosome; mitochondrial small ribosomal subunit
Molecular function (GO): structural constituent of ribosome
Source: RefSeq, a predicted model, not a curated record
AUGGCCAUCCGCCUGCGCCUCUCCCGCCACGCCCUCACGCGCAACAACCCCUCGUACUCGCUCGUCGCGACCCGCUCCUCGUCCCGUCCGACCGCCCAGCCCCUCGAGCACCUCGGCGACUACUCGCCCGUGCCCGUCGUCCAGCCCUCCCCCUCGCGCUCCCCGAACGGCCGCGUCCGCCCCGCACACGAGUGGGGCGCGAGCCAGUUUGCGCCGCGCUCCGGCCACGCCCAGGUCGGCGUAAAGCAGUGCACCUGGAACCUCGACCGCGUGCGCUUCUGGUUGAGCCAGGGCGCCAUCCCUUCAAAGUCGGUCGAGCGCCUCCUCGUCCAGGCCGGCGUCCUCGACACCAACCCGAGGCCAGCACAAACCGGAACCGGCCUCGUCGUGUCGCGGCAACGGCGCAUCAACGAGGCCGUGCGCGCCGCCGAGAAGGAGCGUGGCGAGGUGCCCGCCGCUCAGCGAUGA